AAUUUAUUUCAGAUCUUGACAUAAAGCAAAGAUGCAGAUCUUCGUGAAGACCCUAACGGGGAAAACCAUCACUCUCGAGGUUGAACCAUCUGACUCCAUCGAGAAUGUCAAGGCCAAGAUUCAGGAUAAAGAAGGCAUUCCCCCAGACCAGCAGAGGUUGAUCUUUGCCGGUAAACAGUUGGAGGAUGGCCGCACUCUGUCCGACUACAAUAUCCAGAAGGAAUCUACCCUCCAUCUGGUGCUCCGUUUGAGAGGAGGAAUCAUUGAGCCUAGUUUGAGGACCCUCGCCUCCAAAUACAACUGCGAAAAGAUGAUCUGCCGCAAGUGUUAUGCUCGUCUGCACCCCAGAGCUACUAACUGCCGUAAGAGGAAGUGUGGUCACACCAACAACAUCCGCCCCAAGAAGAAGCUGAAGUAGACAACUAAAUGUCAUGAUUUUGGUGUAAAGUUAAAUAAUAAAACUUCACACAAUACUA
This is a messenger RNA of Ylistrum balloti, 476 nucleotides long. Its product is annotated as ubiquitin-ribosomal protein eL40 fusion protein. The transcript is spliced from 4 exons. Gene Ontology annotation, molecular function: ubiquitin protein ligase binding; structural constituent of ribosome; protein tag activity. The record is from RefSeq and is a predicted model, not a curated record. Gene Ontology annotation, cellular component: ribosome; cytoplasm; nucleus. Bases 32 to 418 code for a protein of 128 amino acids. NCBI's taxonomy places the organism in Eukaryota, Metazoa, Mollusca, Bivalvia, Pectinida, Pectinidae. Gene Ontology annotation, biological process: translation; modification-dependent protein catabolic process; protein ubiquitination.